Molecule: messenger RNA, 972 nt
Organism: Peronospora belbahrii
Lineage: Eukaryota; Oomycota; Peronosporomycetes; Peronosporales; Peronosporaceae
Source: the annotation of a GenBank genome assembly
AUGGUCGUAAAGGCUUCCGAGAUCGCACCGGCCGCAUAUGCCGUGGGCAGUACUAGCAAUGUACAGAAGGAGGACGAUUUGAUCUAUGACUUAGGCAAUCUAGCGGCUUUUGAUACGCAUCCAUUCAAGUAUGAGAAUGAAAAGGCAUUGGCACUACACGCGCGGGAGAAUGUCCAGCUGCUGAUUAAUCACAUUUUUGAGCUACCGCGUGAAAUGUCAGACAUGGGACCGCUCGCUCUAUUGCCUGGUCCUAAGACAGUUAUUCCACGUGAGAAACCGCUUCCUAAGCCAAAAAUUGAGACGAGAUGGGAGAAAUUUGCAAUGGAAAAGGGCAUUGAGAAGCGUAAAAAGAGUCGCAAGGUAUUUGACGAGAAUACGGGCAGUUGGAGUCAUACAUGGGGAUAUCAGCGUGCAGGUGAUGAUAUGAAAGAUUGGGCCGUGGAGAUGAAAGCUGGAGACACGGAGGAUCCGUGGACGAAGCGCAAGCAGGAAAAGCGUACUCGUGUGAACAAAAACCUGCGGGCUCAUGCGAGUAACCUGAAGCAAGGACGUGGCAAGCAGCUUGCUGGUAUUGCUGGUCGUACACCUACUGGUAUUCCAGUCGAGUUGAUGAAGACGGAAGAUGUGAAGGCAAAGCAGCGUGGAAAAGAGGGCACGAACAAGACGUUGGAAAAGGUGCAGUUCUCGACGGCAUCGAUGGGUAAGUUUGAUAAGAUGCGGGAGGGUGAGUCUGAACGUAAGGUGAAAGGCAAACGCAAUCACUUUUUGCCCACAACUGGUGCAGAAGCUACCGAGAAGGAGCGCAGCAUGAACGUAUUGAAGCGAGUGCUGGGACGUGAAGAGAAUGCUGGCAAGAAUAAGGGGAAGACCUUUGCUGAUGAAGAAGAAACUCAAGGUGCUAAGCGUAAGAAGAAGGGAAAAAAGCUGAAAAACUUUACCAAGGGCGCUACGAAGAAGCGACGGACCAAGUAG